AUGUAUAUGAUGGCUAAAGAGGAGGGAUAAUAAUAAUGGCAUUGAAGAGUCAAUUGAUAAUAAUUAGUAGCAAUUUUUUGCUACUUAUGAUAACAACAACAAUAUUAACAAAUCAAUUGUGUUGUUGUUUGAAUGGUCUGACCAUUGCUACCGCCGCCGAUGGCGACAAUGAAUUACAAAUCAGAUCAUCGGUCCGAUCGUAUAGUAGUAGUAGUAGUAGUAGUAGUAAUGAUGACGACAUUAGUAGUGGUGGUCAGCGGCCGACUCAACCAAUUACCGAACAGCCAGCCGUAAUGAUGAUACCGGCCACCGGUUUCGGACAGUUUGUACCGCAAGAUCAUAGCGGUCCCGACGACACAGGCGUUAGUGUUGGUGUCCAUCAAAUACAGUCCAAAAGAAACGAUACGACUGUUACCGUAGCCGACAACCCAUUAGCACCACAGCCACCAGUGAUGACCACUGGUUCGGGCGGUAGUAGUAGUGGUGGCGGUGUCCGACCUGGCGAUGGAUGUACAGUGAUUGGCCAGACAACCUGUGAAUGUGUUGGCCAAUCGGUUACCGAAGUUCCCGCCAAUUUGAGCCGUCAGCUGAAAAAACUUUGUUUGGGUGUCACUAAACACUGGAUGUAUUAG
Molecule: messenger RNA, 632 nt
Organism: Oppia nitens
Lineage: Eukaryota; Metazoa; Arthropoda; Arachnida; Sarcoptiformes; Oppiidae
Exons: 2
Coding region: 36-632 (198 amino acids)
Source: RefSeq, a predicted model, not a curated record